Messenger RNA from Gongylonema pulchrum, 273 nucleotides. The record is from the annotation of a GenBank genome assembly. NCBI's taxonomy places the organism in Eukaryota, Metazoa, Nematoda, Chromadorea, Rhabditida, Gongylonematidae.
AUGGUGCAGCGAAAGAAGCAUCAUGAAUGCUGCAUUGAACGAAUGCUUGAAAGACGUGGUGCGUCUGAGCAGUUCGAAGAAUAUUCAAGGAGAUUCAAAGCUCUUUUCGAAGAGGACGAAGAAACAGAGGCCGCCGAAGAGAAAAAUGUCGACAGUUCAAACAUCUGUGGACCUGCCGAACCGAUGAAGCUUUUAUUUGAUUUCUGUUCGCAGUGGUACUUCACAGCAUUGUUACUGUCAGCUUGGGAUGGAAUGGUGAUACCUCAAUUUUAA